Messenger RNA from Didymodactylos carnosus, 213 nucleotides. The record is from the annotation of a GenBank genome assembly. Lineage: Eukaryota; Metazoa; Rotifera; Eurotatoria; Philodinida; Philodinidae.
AUGAAUAACGGUCUGACACCUUAUGCAUUCAUGGAAUAUGACGUUGAACAUCAUGAUAAUUGUUUAAAUAUAAAUUUGGAUGAAACAAUUAAAUCAGUUAAAUGUUUGGAUCAAACAUCACAAAGUUUAUCUCUUCACUUUUCUAAACAACAAGGUUUGGAAAAAUUUGAGAGAUCUUUAGUUGUCAACUCAACAAAAUUAGUUGAUCAUUGA